Olea europaea var. sylvestris is the source of this 777-nucleotide messenger RNA. RefSeq lists its product as uncharacterized. The transcript has 2 exons. Lineage: Eukaryota; Viridiplantae; Streptophyta; Magnoliopsida; Lamiales; Oleaceae. The record is from RefSeq and is a predicted model, not a curated record. Bases 1 to 777 code for a protein of 258 amino acids.
AUGGUCACUAGAGCAAAACUAGGUGUGGUAAAACCCAACUCUAAGUAUGCCUUGUUCACAAACACCUCCAACAAUGUACCACAUAAGCCACAAAAUAUCAAAACAGCCUUAGCACACCCUGAUUGGAAAGCAGCAAUGAAUGAAGAACUUGCUGCUCUUCAUCAAAAUAAAACAUGGAUACUCUUUCCUCGCACACCUAACAUGAAUGUCAUUGGAUCUACUCCGGAACUUGUUGAAAAGUUCAUUAUGUUAUUAAGCAGUGAAUUCGCAAUGAAAGAUUUAGGACCAAUUCACCACUUUCUUGGAAUGGAAAUCACGACAACAAAUAGGGGACUUCAUCUAUCUCAGUCUCACUACACCCUAACCAUACUUGAACGCUCCAGUAUGGUAGAUUGCAAGCCAAUGAGUCCACCUCUUAAAGCUAAAACCAAAACUUCUUCCAAUGAAAUUCUCUUGGAAGACCCAAGUUACAAUCGUGGUCUUGUUGGAGCAUUACAAUAUCUUGCACUUACUCACCCCGAUAUUUCAUUUAGUGUUAACUAUGUAUCCCAAUUUAUGCAUACUCCCACAAUGACACACUUAAAAAUGGUUCGACGUAUCCUAAGAUAUGUCAAAGGAACAAUUGAAAUGGGUUUACAUUUUUCUUCACAUAGUGCACUUGAUCUUUUUGCUUUCUCAAAUGCACAUUGGGCAGGGUGUCCUACUACAAGACGUUCAACCACAGGCUACUGUACAUUCCUUGGAGGGAACCUCAUCUCGUGGCGUGCAAAAAAAUAA